UAAAUCCGUUGAAAGUGGGCCAUCUUAAAGAGAUGGUCCUUAAUACGGGUCGUUUCAAAAUCGGAGCCUUUUGCAGGCCGAUUUGAGAUCCAUCAGUUAAACCACAUACACUAAACCCAACACUAUCACCUCUAGUAAACCUAAAUCCCCUAUUUUAUCUCCUAAAUCUAGGCCCUAAUCUUAUCUGCUAUGUGAAUUCAAUCCUAAUUUUGGAUAAUCUUUUGGCUGGACAUGUCGAUGUGUUAUCUGCAUUGAUGAUUUACAGGAUUUGAAGAUCUGGUGGAGUAGUUUUUAGUUUCGAUGGACUGUGAUUCAAAUGUUGCUAGAGCUUGGUUUGUUCGAUUAUACUCCAUCMUUAUCGGCUGAUUGUGCUUAAAAAUGUAUUUCUGAAGUGGUUAUGGAGUGAUACAUGAACGGCGGACCUGUGGCGGUGAUGACGGUGUAUGUGUAUAAACGUGUUUUUGUGUAGAAAUUUAGUUAAASGAUGUCGUUUAAGAGUAUGCUUCAGGAUAUGAAGGGCGAAUUUGGGAGCAUUUCUAGAAAAGGAUUUGGAUCGAGGUCGAGGUCGAGGUCACAGCAAAUGGUCGGAGAUAGAUCUGCGGCGGCCAUUGUUGAUGCUUUGAAGCAGAGUUGUUGGGCGAACAUGCCGCCGGAGCUAUUACGGGAUGUGUUGAUGAGGAUUGAGGCAUCGGAGAGUACUUGGCCUGAUCGGAAGAAUGUGGUUUCUUGUGGUGGUGUUUGCAGGAAUUGGAGAGAAAUUAUGAAAGAAAUCGUGAAGAAUCCAGAAUKUUCUGGCAAAUUAACUUUCCCCAUUUCGCUGAAGCAGCCUGGUUCAAGGGGCUCUUUAAUACAAUGCUUUAUAAAGCGGAAUCGGAGCGCGCAAACGUAUCAUCUCUACCAAAGUCUGGAUCAAGGUGUUGACGAGGGGAAGUUCCUUCUCACUGCAAAAAGGUGUAGACGCGCUACAUGCACGGAUUAUAUAAUUUCUCUAAAUGCGGAAGACGUGUCAAAAGGGAGCAAUACUUACAUAGGAAAGUUAAGAUCAAACUUCCUUGGGACAAAAUUCACAGUCUAUGAUGCACAACCUCCAAAUGCUGGAGCUUUGGCAACAAAAUGCCAUUCCUUCAGACCAGGGAGUAUGAAACGAGUGUCUCCCAGAGUUCCUGCCGGAAACUACCCAGUUUCCCACAUUUCGUAUGAGCUGAACGUCUUGGGAUCCAGACACAGGGGUCCAAGAAGGAUGCAUUGUGUCAUGAAUGCAAUCCCUACAAGUGCCGUUGAGCCAGGAGGAGUUGCUCCUACUCAAACCGAGUUCCUGCUUAGCAACGUGGAUUCCUUUUCGUCUCUCCCCUUUUUCAGAUCAAAAUCCGCACGAGUCGAUAAUUCCCAAUUGGGAUCAUCAUUAUUUGCUCAGAAGGACGCGAUGUUGACGUUGAAGAACAAGGCACCUAGGUGGCAUGAGCAACUCCAAUGCUGGUGUCUCAACUUCAAUGGGCGGGUGACCGUUGCUUCAGUGAAAAACUUUCAGCUGGUUGCUUCYGUGGAGAAUGGAGGUGGAGGUCAGGAACACGAAAACGUGAUUCUUCAGUUUGGAAAAGUUGGAAAAGAUGCGUUCACGAUGGACUAUCAAUACCCGAUAUCGGCCUUUCAGGCGUUUGCGAUCUGUCUUAGCAGCUUUGACACCAAAAUUGCCUGUGAAUGAAUGACCAACAAACAGGUUUAGGCAAAGCUGCAAAUGAUGGUUUUUGGAGUUAUGUGCAGUAUAAUAUUUGCCUAAAGACAGAGCAGGAAGGGUUAGUUUAUUUUUAUUUUUUUGGUAAAAUUAUUUCAUCUGUAAAUAUGCUUUCAUUUGUUACAUGAGCCASAUAUUUGAUCAGCAGCUCUUUCUAUUUAUGGGAUAUUUUAACAGCGAGAUUGUCRGUCAAAUCAGUAUGUUGUGACUCA
Messenger RNA from Cynara cardunculus var. scolymus (artichoke), 1944 nucleotides. RefSeq names its product tubby-like F-box protein 3. Lineage: Eukaryota; Viridiplantae; Streptophyta; Magnoliopsida; Asterales; Asteraceae. The transcript has 6 exons. The record is from RefSeq and is a predicted model, not a curated record. The coding region runs from base 485 to 1702 and encodes 405 amino acids.